Eriocheir sinensis (Chinese mitten crab) is the source of this 5383-nucleotide messenger RNA. RefSeq lists its product as uncharacterized. The transcript has 2 exons. NCBI's taxonomy places the organism in Eukaryota, Metazoa, Arthropoda, Malacostraca, Decapoda, Varunidae. The record is from RefSeq and is a predicted model, not a curated record. The coding region runs from base 19 to 1044 and encodes 341 amino acids.
GAUUUUAAUAACUUAGAGAUGACAGACCUCCAGAAUGAACUACAACUCUCACAAAUUGUGAAUUUUCCUACACACGGGAACAAUACUUCGGACCUUAUUCUCACAGACUUAAAUGACUUUUAUAAUCCACCAAUCCCGUUGGCACCGUUCGGACGCAGCACACACCUCACCGUACUUUGGACACCCAAGUCCUCCCUCGCACCUACUCACGAAACAACCACCGCUAAGUACCGCCCACUCACACACUUGGCCAUUCUCGCGUUUGGGAAAUGGUUAGUCCACUACCUUUGGGUGGAGGUUUUCACAGUGCCCGACGUUCAAACCAAGUGGAACAACUACCUUUCAUCCAUCACAGCCGCGUAUCACCACUUCUUCCCGGAGAAAAAGAUACGCCGCCACCCAGCCGACCUACCAUGGAUCACUGACAAAAUCAAGCGACUCAUGCAGCCACGCAGCCACGCCCAUCAAACUGGUAAUACAAAUCUGUACAAGAGUCUACGAAAUAAGGUAAUCAGGGAAAUAAAACUAGCGAAAAGGAAUUGUUAUCCGGACAAAUUACAACAUCUUAAAGAAUCUGAUUCCAGUAAGUGGUAUGGACAAAUAAAACAACUUUGUGGCCUGAACAAUAAAUCCAGCACUCUCCCAUGCCUAAGUCACCUCACUAGACAAGCAGCCGCAGACGAGGUGAGCCACCACUUUGUAUCCAUAUGCCAACGUCUGCCUCGCUUAGACGUCACCAACCUGCCAACCACAGCCCCGACCAUCCACGAACACCAGGUUUGCCGGAAGCUACAACAAUGCCGAACCAAAAGGUCAGCUACGUCUAUUGAUAUUCCAAUGAAAUUAUUAAAAGAAUUUGCACCACAACUAUCAACGCCGCUUACCUCCAUCUUUAACGCCUCUUUGCAACAAGCCGAAUCACCACUUGACUGGAAAACCUCUUACGUAACUCCAGUCCCUAAGACCCCCUCCCCCACCUCCCUGGAUCAGACCCGCCAUGCAGUAUCCAUCACCCCUCUGCCCAGUCUCAUGAGAGCUUCGUGACGGACUGGGCUUACACGGACCUCAAACACAGCUUCGACCCCCAGCAAUUUGACAACAUAAAAACAACCUCAACCACUCACUACUUAAUAAGUUUUCUUGACUAUAUCUAUAAUAAUCUGGAGAAUCGGAAAACAUCUGUAGCAGCUGUCCUCGUUGACCUGAGCAAGGCGUUCGAUCUGGUUGACCACACCACCGUCAUCCAGAAGGCGUUGGCGAUGGGGCUACGUGAGUGCGUUGUGGCGUGGCUUGCGGACUUCCUCGCAGACUGGCGCCAGGCAGUCCGCCUCCAGAGUGCCACCUCUACCUUCCUGCCCCUAAAGUGUGGAGUUCCCCAGGGCCCCAAGAUCGGACCCUUGUGCUUUUUAAUUCUCAUCAAUGACGCCCUCCAAGAUAUGCCCCACCGAUGGAAGUACGUUGAUGAUUCCACCUUUGCAUCGUCCGUCAACAACAACAGCCACGACUAUACGACAUUGCAGACGAUCCUCAACAGCCUCCUCGACUGGGCAACAGACAACCACGCAACCGUCAACAAACAGAAGACUGUGGUCAUCCAUUUUGGCCUCGCCACCACCCCCACUCCACCCCCGUGCCCUAACUCUGGGAGACCACGUCCUUGACGUCGUCAUCACAGCAAAACUUCUGGGUAUCACAAUAGACCGAAAACUCUCCUGGGAUCAACACAUUGCCACACUCUUGCAUGUCUCCUCUUUCCGACUGUACAUGCUACGCCGCCUUAAAUCACUAAGUUUGCUUCCAUCAGAGCUCACAAAUAUCUACAAAACUUUCAUUCUUCCUAAACUCACAUAUACCUCACCUCUCCUUCCUGGUCCUCCAGGCUCAACAUCACACAAAGAAAUAAACUUGAAAAAGUACAGAAAAGAGCAACCACCUCAUAUUCAGGUUACAAUUAUGCACUGAGUACACUGGGCCUUAAGCCGCUAAACACCCUUUAUACUAAUGUAGCGCCACGGUGACUAAGCCUGAUGGGCGAGCCUCCCAUAACUCCCUCUGCCAGGGAGAUACCUCUUUGGCCGACUGAAUAAGGAAUGGCUCUCCCGUUACGCUGGUCGCGGGUUAUAUCCCCGGCGCCGGUAAAACCUUUCCUUGUCUGGAUUAAUUUCUCGUGUGUUUCGUUACACGCGGUGGUCGUGUGGGAGUGUAGAAAAGAGAAAAUUCUGGCAUUUCAAUAACAACCUCCUUCACUUCGGCCCGCAACUCCUUGACAACCCCCGCCAACCUCCCGAACUGACCGCCACAAGAACAGCCCUGUACCGACCAUAGUUAGACUAAUCAACAAUAAAUAAAUCUCUCUUAACUGGACUUAUUGUGUAUAUGCUAAUGCAUUGCUACAAGCUCUUCUCCUUUUAUAGUAAUUUUCUUUUAUUUCUCCAUCGAUGCUCGUCAUGUUUAUCUUAACUCUUAUUUUAUUGCACCAAAGAUUGUAAUUUUAUUCUUUUCCAUUUACAUUUUAAUUUUCUUUUACUUGUAUCUGCAAGGCACUUCCCAUCCUAUGAAUGUAAUUUUUCAGCCAGUUUGGCUGCCAAAGCAAUGAACCGUAUAUUAUUAUUAUUAUUAUUAUUAUUAUUAUUAUUAUUAUUAUUAUUAUUAUUAUUAUUAUUAUUAUUUGUUGAAUAUCAACACCGUGGCUAAGAUCUGGAGGUGAACGGAGGGUAGAGACAGGCUGGUGGCUGCUCGAUCUCUUCUUCUUGCCGAGACUUGUUUAUUUUCAGCGACAGGAACUUAUACAGACAAAACCCGUGAAAGGCAAAUAUGUACCUAUCUCAGUUCAACUAAGAAUACAAAACUUGAUUUACAGAAACCAAAUUAAAUUAAUUAUAGUAAAGGAAAAUAAUGGUUUCAGUAAUUUCAGCUUAAACUGUUGGAUUUAUAAAAAAAAAAAUGUGGAGGAGUAAUUAAAGAAACUGUACUUUACAUGGGAGACUUAAAUAACUUCUUCACUAACUUCAACAUUAUUAUUAUUACAUACAUACAUACAUACAUACAUACUUUUCAGAGUAUUGAUCCAUAUUUACAUCAGAAAUGUGGGGCAACAGGCCUUACACACACACACACACACACACACCAUCACCACCACCACCACUAAUAACCAUGAGGUGACGAAAGUGGCGACGGAGGCGCUGACGGGGGUGCGUUGGUAGGGACGGUGGUGGCGGCGGCGGGCGCCAACGGGGGUGGUAGCAGGUGGGCGGGCUGCGGUGAGUGGGGUGGUCAGGCGGAGGUGAUGGCGGAUGGUGGUCACGGUGUUGGGCAUGGUGGCUUGGGCGCCAAAACGGGGACGUUCACCUCAAUCAAUAACCGCUCGCGCCCUUCGCUCCCUGCGGUCAUGGCGGCCAACAUGGGCGGCGGCGGCAAGCGGCGAUGGCGGCGACGACCGGGGAGCCGGGGGCGGUCAUGACGGUCGGCAAGAGCCAGGUGGCAGGCGGGCGCUCUGUGAUCAUCCCGCGGAUUCCCGCCAGCGCGAGGAGAACCAUUUCCCAGCCACCCCCUCCGACCCUGGGGAGGUGGGUGGCUGGAUGGCGCGCGAAGGCGGAUUUUCUGACCACUCCACCCCUGACCCCGCCCAUACAUGCCACUCCGCCGCGCCAAGCCCCGCCCCGCCAAGCCCCGCUCCGCUUCGCUCCACUCUCCGCCCACCAGUGCCACCAACCAUCAAUUAGUAGAGAGCUGCUCGCCCUGCAGCCUGCCAGUGUGGUGAAUGUGUCUCGGGGUGUGAGCAACAGAUACAAUCACAGGGCCACAGCGUCACCACAUUCAGUGGUCAGAAAAUGGGUAGUGAAUUUGGGGAAGUAACUGAGAAGACUACAAAAAACUGCGAAUGCUCAAAACAACAAAACUUGGGCAUGGUUAGCAUGGCCAGCAUCUACCUGGUAGGAGUGGAGGCCAUAGAUCAGCCUCAACAACCUCCCUUGGCUGCAGAGAACAACAACCAACAACAUGAAGGAAACGCACGGAGGGUACAUCCUCAAACACUGCCCACCCGUCACCGCCACCACCAACACUAGCACGGAAACAACCUCCAGGGACGUGGCCGCCGCCCGCCGCCUCCAGCCCACGCCACGGCGCGGAGGGAGAGGCCGGAGGGAUGAUCUGUGCCUGUACUACUUCACCGAGAAUGUGCUGUACCGCGUGACGCUGACAGCAGGCCAACCUAUACCGGCUGUUGCUUUAAUGGUUCUUUAAAUAAAUGUAGAGGCUUUUGGCAGUACCUUCUUUUCCUUCAGUGCAAGAUUCUUUGAUAUGUUUUUGUUUUCACACAUGAAGAACGAAUGGUACCAAAUAUUUGAUCAGGAAUAAAACUUGUAUUGCAAAAUGAAAAUGGAAAGAAGGAAAUUAAGUGCAAUGAGUUCUUCCUUCCUUUUUCCUUCUCCUCCUUUUCCUCUUUCUCCUCCUCCUCCUCCUCACCCACCACUACUCAGAGGGAUAAGAGGAACGAAGGGGAAGGGGAGAAAAGUGGGAGACAGAAAUGGGUGAGAGGGCGAGGCACGAAGGAAGGAGGAUGCUCUCUCUCUCUCUCUCUCUCUCUCUCUCUGACUCAACUUCCGGCGAGUGGGCGCCUGCCCAGAGAGCCCGUUCCUCCGUCGCUUCUCGCCGGCUGUUACCCGUGGCUGUGGCGGCGGCGGAGGCGUCCCUACACCCGCCGGGACUUAAAUUGCCCACCCCCCGUUACAGGGCCGCCUUGUGCAAAGGCCCUGUCCCCGUAUUUAGGGGGUAAAUCCUAAAGAAGAAGAACUCCCGGCGCCUGCCCUCCUCCCCCCCUCACUUCCCCUCGGUCCCCUCGCCGUGCAGUUCGGAGAAGAGGUUGUCCCCUCCUUCCUCAUUGUCCUCCUAGCUUUAUCGAGGGCGCUGGCGGGGGAGGGGGGGGGGGGCGAAGGAGGAUGGAGGAAAAGUAACGAGGCGGAGGGAGAAGGGAGGAGCGAAAGAGGUUAUCGGGCAUAUAGUUAAUGUUUGUGUGUUUGUUGGUUUGCGUGUAUGAUACAGAAAGGUGGGUGAAUGGGGGGAGGGGGAAGCACAAGUCAUUCUUGACUCCCUUCUUCCCCUCGUCAGGCUCAACACGACCCCUCCCCCCCUGCGACGGCUUCUCCCCCCGUUGGUCACGAAGUCCCUCCCCCCAUCAUCCCCCACCCCCCACCCCCUGACGAUUCCUCUUCCCUCUUCGGGCGACUGAUUUAGCCGCCCACCCCACUCACCCUCCACACCACUCAGCGAUUCUUUCACCGCCUCGGCCGUGCGCCAGAUCCCCUUACCUCACCGCCUACUGCUCACUCACCAGAGACGGUUGCGGCGCGCUUCCCGUCCUGGGCCAGUCUGCGGCGUUGCG